AUGAGCUUCGCUAUCGAAGUUCCCGGCGAUGCGAACCCGCUGUCUCUGCAAUCGCUUUAUCAGACGUUGCUGGCCGCUGGUUCGACCACCAAUAGUGCGCAACGCCUGACGGCAGGGCAACAAUUAGCAUCGUGGGAGCUCCAGCCAGGCUACUACUCUUCGUUGCAGGCUGUUUACCUCGACAAGUCCCUUGCCUACGAAGCCCGGUUUCUUGCCAUUAUUCAGCUUAAAAAUGGAAUCGAUCGGUAUUGGCGGUUAUUUAACCAAGUCAAGAACAGCAUAAAACCAGACGAGAAAAGCUUAAUACGCUCACGACUGUUCGAAGGAUCCAUUGAGGAAGAACAUACCAGCCUUGCCCUACACAAUGCUCUUGUGGUCGCAAAAAUCGUUAGGAUCGAUUAUCCUGGCGAGUGGCCAGAUGCUAUGGGAAAUAUUAUUGAGCUCCUUCGUUCAACCCGAGAUGGCAACCCAAAACAUCUCCAUGGCAUCCUCGAGAUUCUUCUUCGAGUAGUGAAGGAACUUGGAACAGCACGAAUGCGAAAGAACCAGACCGCUCUACAAUCUGUCACCCCUGAAAUCGUUCAUGUAUUGUCAGAGAUCUACUCCGAAAAAUCACAGGCCUGGAUGGGCUUUCUCACGGGUGGACCCGGAGGCGAAGAAGAGGUCAAUUUGGCUAUGCAAAACAGCUUGCUUGCACUCAGAAUUCUUCGUCGGCUUGUCAUUAUGGGCUACGAGCGACCCCACAGUGAUAACACCGUUGAGCAGUUCUGGACUUUGUCACAGAACCAGUUCGGGCAGCUACUCAACUUUGUUAGCCACGACUCGGCUGUUCCAACAAAUUACCAGGAUAUCGUUGGCAAGCACCUUCUUCAGUUUACAAAGCUACACAUUGACAUGGCGGACCAACAUGCCGCCAGCUUUGUGUUCCUCCCCAACUCCAUUCCUCUAGUUUUAUCGUACUGGGAACUUGUUGCAAAAUUUGCGGAAGUAUUUGACCAAUCUGGUGGUAUCCGGCAAGGGCCUUCAGAGGCCGGAUCGGCAAAGUCCAAGGUUGAGGGCCCUGUGUUGGAGAGAUUGGCUCUCAAGGGACUUCUUCUUCUCAGGUCCUGCGUUCGAAUAGCAUUCCAACAUGUUCAGACAUUCAGAUGGAGAAGCCCAGAGACAAAAGCAGAGCAGGAGAAAGCCAAGACUCUCGUCAAGUCGGAACUCUUGAAACCUGAUCUAGUCAUACAAAUUGUGAACUCAAUCAUUACCCACCUUUUUGUGUUCCGUAAGUCGGAUCUUGAAGGUUGGGAAGAAGAUCCAGAGGAGUGGGAACAACAGGAGCAAAGCGAAGGAAAUGCUUAUGAGUGGGAAGUGCGGCCUUGCGCCGAGAAACUGUUCCUUGAUCUCCUCACAAAUUACAAGGAGUUACUGAUUCCUCCCCUGCUGUCCUAUUUCCAGACAGCACAAAGCCCUCAGGCGGACAUUGCUACCAAAGAAGCCGUAUAUACUGCAAUGGGCCUUGCAGCUGCUCAUGUUCAUCAAGUAUUUGACUUUGAUGGUGUUCUAGCCUCAACAAUCGUCAAUGAUGCCCAGCUACAGGGUGGUCUUUGCCAGGUCCUGCGACGACGGAUUGCCAUUCUCGUAAGUCAGUGGGCGCCUGUCAAACUGGAUGAUUCCAGCCGACCUAUCGUCUACCAAAUUUAUCGACAUUUCCUCAACCCGGAAGAUGAGACCAACGAUGUGGUUGUGAGAAUCACUGCGGCUAGACAACUGCGCUGGAUUGCUGAUGAGCUCGACUUCAAUGUUGAUGCCUUCCUACCAUACACAUCUGAUGUUCUAUCACAACUCAUCAACCUCGUUCAGGGUGUUGAGGUGGACGAAACUAAGCUGGCAAUUCUUGAGUCUAUCCGCAUCCUAGUGACACGAAUGGAGGAACAAGUCUCACAAUUCGGAGACCAACUCAUGUCCGCUCUUCCCACAGUGUGGGAAAAGUCAGGGGCUGAAGAGUAUAUGAUUAAGCAGGCAGUCACAUCCAUCUUUGCAGCCUUGGUCAUGAGCAUGGGUCCUGACUCUCAGCGUUAUCAGCAUUUCAUGCUACCGUUACUAUCAGAGGCAGCUCGCCGAGGGUCGGACCUACAUCUUCAUCUAAUCGACGAAUCCUUGGAGUUGUGGAAUAAUAUCCUGAUGCAGAGCUAUGCUCCCUUGGCCUCUGAGUUGAUUAACUUGGCUGAGCUUGCCCUCCCACUUCUCGAAUACGAUAGCGAGACUGCUUCUUUAGCCCUCACUGCUGUCGAGUCAUACAUUCUUCUAGCACCUGGCUCUAUACUGGAAGAUCGGCUGCGCCGCCCUACAUUGAGCGCUUUGUCUAAUAUUUUGGAUUCCAAGAGCCGAGAACAAGUCCGUUUGGGAACAAAUUGUGUUGAGAACCUCAUCCGAGCCGCUGUAGAGCUUGGCGGCUCGAGCGGCGUUGAAGUUAUCUUGACUGAUAUGGUUGAGAUUGGCUUCAUGAACAAGCUCCUUGGAAACCUUCACGACGCUUGGGAAUCACACCAGACCACAGGUCCCAAUCGAAAGGUCAGCAAGCUCAGCACUAUUACUGAGACGGACUAUUUUGCAAUCCUAGGACGCCUUGCUCUUUCUGAACCCACACUUUUCACCCAAAUGCUGACCAAUAUGGGCUCUCUGGACCAGGUCUGGGCCUGGCUAUCGUCUGAAUGGUUCUCGCAUAUAUCGGGUAUGGACCACAUUGAGCGACAGAAGCUUUAUCUUCUGGGACUUACAAGACUACUGGAACUACAGUCUCCCGUGCAAGAGCUGGUCUUGAGUAAGCUCCAGGACUACUUUGACAUGUGGAUCAACGUGAUUUCCGAGCUGCAGGACGGCGUCGCGAACGGCAGUGAUACUCUGAUUUGGGGUCCUUUGGAGCCCAGCGAAUAUGAUACCCCCAAGAUCGUCGCAGAUCGCAACAUGCAUGGCAAGGAUCCGGUGCACACUGUUCAUGCGUUCGAGUUUGUCAAGAUACGCCUGCAGGAUUUGGUAAACAGAGUUGGAGGCGAGCAGGCUUUCCAGGAGCAGUGGGCAGUCAAUGUUGACAAAGAGGUGCUGGACAAGUUCCAGCUUAUGGCGUCCGGGGUGCAGCAGCAGCAGCAGCAGCAGCAGCAGCAGCAGCAACAGUAG
Molecule: messenger RNA, 3162 nt
Organism: Fusarium sp. VM40
Lineage: Eukaryota; Fungi; Ascomycota; Sordariomycetes; Hypocreales; Nectriaceae
Source: the annotation of a GenBank genome assembly